AUGUUUUUAGGCAGUCGAUCAGGGGUCGGAUUAACGAAAGAAUUAAAUCAUUCAAUCAAUCAACGAAGAAAACAAGAACAACACUGGGAAACGUUCAACACAAUCAAACAGACCGAUGCCAAACAACGAUUUGCUGCUGAGUGGGAAAGUAAAACCACAAUCAAAAUACAAAAGGGACAACUUCAAAAGAGGUUGGACGAGCUUCGGAAAGAAAAAGAGCAAGAUCUAGAAAGGCGCCGCAAUAAACUUGCAGAAAAAUUAGCACUUGAGGAUGAACAGUACAAGCAAGAAUUAGAGGCAACUCAAGAAACGACUGAAGAGAGACGUAAAAAGCUUGAGCAGCGAGCAAAGGACUUGAAAGAGCAACGAAUUAUGAGAGAUCAAAUUGCUUCCCGAGAGAAACAACACCAACGAUUUAUUCAAAAUAACGACAUUCUUCGUGAUGCAAAAACAAGAACUAAUACUCUUAAAUGUGCAGCCGACAGAAUGAGGCAACAAGAAGAAAAAGAGGAGCUUAAAAUGAUUGAGAAAGACAGAGAAGAAUACUUUACCCAAUUAUGGGAGCAGGAUAGGCUGAAGAAGGAAGACAGGGAACGUUCAGAACGAGAAAAACAAUGGAUGAUGAACGAACAAUUAAAACAGUCUCUUGACGACCAAAAGAGAAAACUGGAAGAGAACAAGCAAGAAAUUCAGCGAUUAAAAGAAGAAGAAGGAAAUUUAUUAAAAGAGAAAUGGGCUCUUGAAGAAGAAACGGAGAGAAGAAAGCAAAAAGAAAAGCAACAACGAUUAUUAGAGCUUCGUAACAGAGUAGAAAAAUUCAAUGAAAUGAACCGAAAACAAAAGCAAGAAGACAUGAGAAGAGAAAGAGAGCUAGAUCUUCAAUUCUUAAACCAUAUACUUGAGCAGCAAAAUUUAGAAGAAAUUAAGGAAAAGGCAAAGAGAGAUAGAAUUAAGGAAGAGGCUAGACAGUACCAAAAAUGGAUUUUGGAGAUGAUGAAGAAAGAAGAAGAGGACACAAGACAACUGGAUGAUUUAAUAAUGCAAGAAAACGAACGAUCUUGGCAAAAACGUCUCGAGCAGUGGAACAAGGAACAGAAAGCUAGAGAGAAAUUAAUGCAAGAAGUAAUGGAAGAGCGACGAAACCAAAUUCAAGCACGACUUGAUGAGGCUAAAAGAAGAAGAGAGGAAAGCCUUGCAGAGCGUGACAGAUUAAAACAAGAGAUGGUUGAGGCACAAUUGCGACAACAAGCUGAAUUUGAAGAAAAACGAAGAUUUUUGAAAGAAAACCAAGGCGAUAUUUUAGAUCAAAUACGGUACAAUGAUUUCAAAAAACAGGAAAAAGAAAAACAAAAACAAGCAGAACAACGUGCACAACUCUAUGCAGAGCAAAUGUAUCAACAAAAACUCAAGGAAGAACUUGAGAAACUGGAAAGAGAAAAGCCAGCUCAGUUCACUCAUUUAAAAGUUAGAAAGAAUAAUAUUUUUUAG
Naegleria lovaniensis is the source of this 1488-nucleotide messenger RNA. RefSeq lists its product as uncharacterized. Lineage: Eukaryota; Heterolobosea; Eutetramitea; Acrasida; Naegleriidae. The transcript has a single exon. The coding region runs from base 1 to 1488 and encodes 495 amino acids. The record is from RefSeq and is a predicted model, not a curated record.